AUGCAACGUGAACAAGUGACAAAGUCCAAGAAGCAAUUACAAAAGUGUCCUCAAGGCACUGAAAGACUUAAACAUUUGCCUCGCUCUUGUUCUUCUACAAGUACAAAGCAGCCAUUGAGUUCAUUCUCAAGUGAUCAAGACAGGCCGUUCAUGUAUCACCAAUUUCGUCCAUCGGGAAAUGGUUAUCGUCCUAAUUUCAAGACAAGUUACAAAGCGAAAAAGACAAGACAAUCACCUGCUCCAUGUAUGAAAUUCUUAUCGGGUUAUGGCUGUUCGUACGGGGAAAAAUGCCGCUUUUCACAUGAUCUUCGAGCUUUUUAUCCCGUUUACUACGAGUCUACGGGGUACGACGACUCGAUUUGGCCAGCUGUCUAUGCUAUGCCUCGUCAAAACUACACGCAGCGGCAGAUGCCACGUGUGAUGAAACCUUCUUUAAUGCCUGUAAAAGAUGUAGCUCACCACUCGUCAAUGUCUCGUCCAUCACCCCAACGCGAGCGAGCAUCCUCGUUCACAAACCAUUUCAAGUCUCAUGAUAACCAGGUUGAUAACGUUCCUGUGUCAGCAAGUGGAAAGCUAUUGUAUAAGGAAGCUGUCCUCAAGCAAAGCAAGGUAAAGCAAUCGGAGCGUACGCGCUACGACGCAACAUCACAUAAAAGCAGUGGAGAAGACGAAUAUGGUGACGAAAGCUGUCCGUCUAAUGAAAAUGUGGCGACGCAUGAAACAGAGUCUGUUGACACGACACGGCAGCAUCAACGACGCAAAAAGAAUAUGUACUUGCGCAAGUGCGGGGUGCUAAACAACUCUGCCGAUGGCGGUUCAACGGAGUUUUAUCGCAAUCCGAACUAUUUAUUUCGAGAAGUCGAGGGUGGUAACCUCGCAUACACAUGUGCUCAGCAGCAGCCUCAACGCAAAGAACAGGAAGUUUAUUUGCACCCUACUAGAGCAGCACAAGUGAUGCAUCCAAUGAGUUCAUCCUACGCGCGAUACCUGUCAGAGGAACAAUUUUACAGUCAUCUCAGCAGGCAAGUGGAAGCUUUCGUUGAUCACAUUGACACAAAGCUGGCAUUGAUGAAAAUGCAUCAACAGCAGGCCAUUGAUUCAUUACAAGAACUUGUGCGCGCCCUAUGGCCUGAUGCGUUAAUUGAUGUAUACGGGUCAAACUAUACGCACCUAGCGUUGCCGGCGAGCGACAUCGAUUGUGUACUAGUUUCAAAGUCGUUGACAGGAGAUCGGCCUCUGACGAUCUUGAAGGCUUUGUCGGUCGAAGUUGAGCGGCAGUCGUGGUCGAAGCAACUUAAGCUACUUGGAAAUGCAAAAAUUCCCGUUCUCAAGAUGACAAAUUCACUCGACUCGACACAACCAGAUGUGCUACUGGACCUUACCUGCGGUCAUUCUGUUGGUCACACUGGUUUGGAUGCGCGUGACCUUAUUUAUUCGCUCCAAGCAGAGAUGCCAGCGUUGCGUCCUCUUGUUUUAGUUUUGAAAAGUCAUCUCGUUAGCAAUCAGCUGAACUGCGCGUUCACUGGAGGCAUUUCGUCGUACGUUUUGGUCAUUUUGGUGAUUCGCUUUUUGCAGGCAUGUGGCGAUACCCACCACAAGUCAUUCACAGGCUCCAGUAUUCGCAAGGUUUGGAAUGGAAAUCGAACAAGGAGCUACUCGGAAAAUGGACCGGUGUGCGAUUUACCAGAAGAGCUUGCCUACAAUGCAAGCCUCAGUGACGCCGCCAUGGUACAUCCGAAGUGGUGCUACACAUUUUCCCGUGGUGGACGUGUUACGUGGCGCACUGGUAUUGGCAGCCUCCUGUUGCUUUUCUUGGAAACGUACAUCACGUUCGAUUAUCGCCGAUUUGGCAUUUCCAUCGACAACGAAGGAGAAUUUUUCCUGCUUCCGCCCGAUAAAGUGGUCCCUAUGCAAUGCUCCGUUGUCAUUCCGUACGUCGCGGAUCCGAUCAAACCUGGACGAAGCAUUUGCAACUGCUUUCGCAUGCACGAGGUGAUUCAAUCGUGGCUUGAAUUGUAUCAAAAUCUGAUAGCUGGAGUCCCAGUAACAACCUGUGUUGAUGGACACUUAACCUCAUGA
This is a messenger RNA of Peronospora farinosa, 2079 nucleotides long. The record is from the annotation of a GenBank genome assembly. Lineage: Eukaryota; Oomycota; Peronosporomycetes; Peronosporales; Peronosporaceae.